Acanthocheilonema viteae is the source of this 654-nucleotide messenger RNA. The record is from the annotation of a GenBank genome assembly. NCBI's taxonomy places the organism in Eukaryota, Metazoa, Nematoda, Chromadorea, Rhabditida, Onchocercidae.
AUGAUUCACUUGUAUUUUUCCAUAAACGAGAAAAAAGCAAAUGCUGAACUUUAUGAAAAGCGUUUGGCUGAGCCAAUUCGUCUACUACUGGUUGAUCAAAAUAUAAAAUUCACUGAUGAUCGCGUUAAUAAAAGCGAUUGGCCUGCUAUAAAAUCACAAUUCCAGUUCGAACAACUACCUUGUCUCUACGAAGAUGAACAGCAAAUUGUCCAAUCUGGUGCUAUCCUGAGACAUCUUGCUCGCAAACACAAUUUGAAUGGUGGAAAUGAGCUGGAAACGACAUAUAUUGAUAUGUUUUACGAAGGCAUCCGUGAUCUACACACCAAAUAUACAAAGAUGAUUUAUUUGGCUUACGAAACUGAGAAGGAUUCCUAUAUAAAAGAUAUAUUACCAGUAGAACUAGCGAAACUUGAAAAAUUGCUUGCUACACGAGACAAUGGAAAAAAUUUCAUUCUGGGAAACAAGAUUUCAUUCGCAGAUUUUGCUCUUUUCGAAGAGCUUGACAUUCAUCAGAUUCUCGAUCCACAUUGUCUGAAUAAAUUUCCUCUUUUGAAGGCAUUUCAUCAACGAAUGCAAGAGAGACCAAAACUUAAGGAGUACUACGAGCAACGUAAUACAGCAAAGGUGCCAGUUAAUGGAAAUGGAAAGCAGUGA